Cervus elaphus (red deer) is the source of this 666-nucleotide messenger RNA. RefSeq lists its product as uncharacterized. NCBI's taxonomy places the organism in Eukaryota, Metazoa, Chordata, Mammalia, Artiodactyla, Cervidae. The coding region runs from base 1 to 651 and encodes 216 amino acids. The record is from RefSeq and is a predicted model, not a curated record. The transcript has 3 exons.
AUGGCAAAGUUUCCGUGUAAUUCCUUUGCGGUGCUCAGGCCCCCACAAGAUGCCGCUGUGCCUCUUGAUAGUCCAGGCUCCGCAGGACCCGGGGGCGAGGGGGGCUCGCUCCCCCAGAGGCGGAAAGCUCUGUCCUGCUAUACAGAAUCUGCUUCGGGUGAGGUCCCCUCCACGCGUCCGGCGGGUCCCACGGGGGAGGAGGGAGUAGUAAAGGAGAUGAAAAAAAAAGUAAGUCGAUCCUCCGAAAGAAAAUGUAGAAUUAUCGAGAAGAAUCCUUCCAAAAACUUUCCGGAAGAAAAUAAACCGAUUUUCACAGCCCCCAAGAAGAAGAACCACAACAAUCAAGUUCCAGCUCCGCGUGUCCCAGCCUUGACCGUAGAUCUCAGUCUUAUGAAUGAAGCUCGGAUCCGCCAGCCUGUAUUUAUAUGCCCGGGGCCCGGCCCCCUUGUUGACGUCACCCGUCCCUCACUCGGCAAACUUCUCGAUAUCUCCGGCCCUUGUGAACCCAGCCCCGCACCGUCCGGCAAGAGCUUCACUUUUCCCAGAUGGACAAAGAGUGUGUAUCUUGGACUCUGCUGCCGCCAGAGGUGCGGCGUUUGGGAGACAUUAAAGACCAAAGAAGAGAAAGCAAGAGAGACUGCAAGAAGCUAAAAGGCAGGACCGGAC